AUGAUGUUUCCUCAAUCGAGACACUCGGCAUCUGCUCAGUCCGGACAAGCUCUUAAGUUCACCACCUCCGACUCAUGUGACCGCAUCAAAGAUGAAUUCCAGUUCCUUCAAGCACAAUACCACAGUCUCAAGUUGGAAUGCGACAAGCUGGCAUCAGAAAAGUCAGAGAUGCAGCGCCACUAUAUCAUGUAUUAUGAAAUGUCAUACGGCCUGAAUAUCGAAAUGCACAAACAGGCUGAAAUAGUCAAGAGACUAAAUGGCAUCUGCGCUCAAGUGCUACCUUACCUGUCGCAGGAGCACCAGCAGCAAGUCAUGGGUGCCAUCGAGAGAGCCAAGCAGGUCACACCCCCAGAGAUGAACUCCAUCAUACGGCAACAGCUCCAGGUGCAGCACCUGUCCCAGCUGCAGGGCCUGGCCCUCCCGGUGGCGCCCCUUCCGCUGGGCUUGACACCACCCAGCCUGCCGGCUGCCUCAUCUGGUUCGGGCCUGCUGUCCCUGUCCUCCAUCCUGGCCAACUAUUCGCACGGCCAGGCCGCCCAAGCUGCAAAGGACGACAAGGCUCGCGGCGACGCUGCCCCUGCCCAAGGCCAAGCUGACAGGCCACCGCCCAGGCCCGAAGAUGGCGAUAAGUCUGACUAG
Messenger RNA from Nerophis lumbriciformis (worm pipefish), 639 nucleotides. The record is from RefSeq and is a predicted model, not a curated record. Lineage: Eukaryota; Metazoa; Chordata; Actinopteri; Syngnathiformes; Syngnathidae.